This is a messenger RNA of Salvia splendens (bonfire salvia), 1184 nucleotides long. RefSeq names its product E3 ubiquitin-protein ligase RHA2B. Lineage: Eukaryota; Viridiplantae; Streptophyta; Magnoliopsida; Lamiales; Lamiaceae. The transcript has a single exon. The coding region runs from base 193 to 696 and encodes 167 amino acids. The record is from RefSeq and is a predicted model, not a curated record. Gene Ontology annotation, molecular function: ubiquitin protein ligase activity. Gene Ontology annotation, biological process: protein ubiquitination.
CAAAAUCUCCAACUCUUUCGGCACUUUUGUCUUCUCUCACUCUACAUAAAACAGUGUGUGUGUUUCUGUUUCCCACACAGAGACAAUGGCCUUCCCUCCCUCUCCCUCCCACGUAUAUAUCUCCUCUCACAUAUAUACACGCAUUCUCCAUCGCACAUCCAAAACCAAUUCCAAUUCCAAUUCCACCAAUCAAUGGGCCUACAGAACCACCUCUCCGACCUCUCCUCCGAAUCAAUACUCAUAAUCACCGUGGUUCUCCUCGGAAAAAGCUUCAGCUACCUCCAUUCCCUAAUCCUCACCUUCCUCCACAACCUCGGCCUCCUCUCCCGGCCUCCGCCCUUCCACGCCGACCGCGACUUCGUCUCCGCCUUCAACCACGUCGUCGGCUCCGGCCUCGCCGUCCUCUGCGACCAGCUCGCCCUAAACCACGGCUGCUCCUACCAGGAUCCGGACGCCGACUGCGCGGUGUGCCUCAACCGCCUCGCUCGCGGGGACCGCGUGCGCAGGCUCGCGUGCCGCCACGUCUUCCACAAGGACUGCUUCGACGGCUGGCUUCACCACCUCAACUUCAGCUGCCCACUAUGCCGCGCUCCUGUGGUCUCCGACGACCACGUCGACUGCGCGCGGCAGACCAUCUGCUGGAUUGGCUCCCACCUCACGGCGCGUGAAUCGAAUUCCCCCCCUUUUUUGCCCUAAUUUUUUUGUGAUCGUUUAUUCUCUUCACUUUCGGGGGUACAUUAGACUUUUUACCCCUUUUAGUUGCAUUGCUUUGUUCCUUUUUGCCUAGGGACAAAAGGUGAUUCGCUCACCCCAGGCGCCCCCAUAACCCGGCCCGACAUCGCUAUGGAGGGGUUCAAACACGGUACCUCAGCGGCCCAUUAGGUGGGAGGAACUUACACUGGUAACCAGCACACAAGGAGCCACCACAGUGGUGAAACUCACCCACUGCGGCUGUCAGCAUUCGAUCCUGUCUGCUUAGGGACAAUCUACCACCCAGGAACCAACUGAGUUAAGCCCGUGCGGGCACUUUGUUCCUUUUUGCCUUUCCAAUUGGAAGUGGGUUGGUUUUGCAACUGUUUUUUCCGACUUUGGAAUAUGUUUUCUUUUAAUUUUUUAAUAUGAAUAACUGUGUUUACUAGUUAAGUAUAUUUGUUGUUGGAUCAUUAUGCAUUUAUUUUGUCCGA